Messenger RNA from Rhopilema esculentum, 1615 nucleotides. RefSeq lists its product as uncharacterized. Lineage: Eukaryota; Metazoa; Cnidaria; Scyphozoa; Rhizostomeae; Rhizostomatidae. The record is from RefSeq and is a predicted model, not a curated record. Gene Ontology annotation, molecular function: protein binding.
AAUGGAUUACGACUCCCAAAGUAACGAUACGGAUGUCGUGCGAUACAUUGUCGAAUCUGAGUCGACUAAACCGUCAUUGGGAAGAGACGGCAUAAAGUACGACCAACGAGCGCCGAGUGCGUACAGCUGUUUGUCCGACAGUUUUGAUACCGACUUGGAAGAAGAUUUUCCACCAAGAGUCCAACCCUUGCUGAACUUGCAGCAGUUGUAUGCGGUCCAUUGCCGAGAGUUCUGUGUUGUCCCGUGCAGUUCUUUUGUACGUAGUAUUUUCAAAGACGAGAUUGAUAUUUCUCAUUAUAACAUCGGGCCUAAAGGAUGCAGAGCAGUUGCCAAAACUAUGAAACAAAACACCACUACCACUCUGCUUAACAUCAGUGACAAUGGGGUAGAAACAGAGGGAGCUAUCGCAAUAGCUGAAUUGUUGCAGGAAAAUUUCUUUUUGACUGUCGUAGAUAUGUCCAUGAAUUCCAUUGGAAAGCAAGGGAUUGAAGCUCUUUGUUCAAUGUUAAAUAAUAACAAAUAUUUGCAAGAAUUGAGUUUAGCAUCGAAUAAGAUAAACGAUAAGACAGUUAGAUCUAUUGCAAAUGCACUGAAGGAGAAUUCAACGCUGCGUGUAUUAGACUUAGGUACCAAUGAUAUCGGCAGCGACGGUGGUGCAAUUUUGGCGGCUGCAGUUCAAGCCAAUGGAGGAUUGUUUUAUUUGAAUCUUGGUGGGAAUUUCAUACGCAGAAAAGGCGCAGUUCAACUGCUUGAAGCCAUUGAAGCAAACGACACUCUGCGCUCUGUAGAUCUUAGUUUCAACGGUCUUGAUGUUUACGCUGCAAAUGCCAUUGAAAGCCUUCUUAAAAGAAAUACGACAUUGAAAGAGUUGGAUAUUUCACACAACAGACUUUCAAGUGAGACAGCCCAGAAUAUAGCUGUUGGUUUAGAAAAGAACACUGUGCUCAGAGUAUUGAAAGUGGGCUGGAACCCCCUUCAGAGUGCUGGCGCAAAGAUGAUCGUGGACGGAAUUACUGGGAGUGAUGUAACAGUGUUAGAAGAAUUGUACCUUGAUGAUAUCCCCGUUACUGGAGAAUUCGAGGAUGCUUUGGAGAAUCUUUUUGAUACAACGCCGGGGGUGUACGUUCAAUUCGGAACAAGAGUAAGAGGAAAAGGCCAUCGUAAGAGAAAGAAGGAGCAAAAGGUUUGUCGAUUUGAAAUACGUAAAAUUUCCCCUUGCAUUCGUAGUUACGACAUUGCUGUGUUUCAUUAUUCUUCGUUAAAUAAAGAAUAUGUUAUUUGAUAAAGAUAAAGAAGGAAACGCCGAAAUACAACACAGCUAACCUCUAGAAUUGAAAUUAAGAUGUACAUUUGGGCAAAGUGUCUGUAAUAAAUUUACAGAUAAUGCAACUCUAUAAGCUUUUUUAUAUUGAGAAACAUAUCUGUUAUGAAUCGUUAUUUUUGCCAUAGUGUUUUGAUGAUUUGUAUUUCGCUAUAGGACUUGGUAUCAAGAAUUUUGGAUUACAUUGAAUUCCGUGGCAUUCGGAUGAUGGAUUUCUUUCGUCGCAUGGACAAAAGCGGCAAAAUGAUGAUUACCAAGGAACAGUUCCGGAAAGGUCUUCAAACGGCUGAAAUU